AAACACCUUAUUAUCUGGUCGUCCUAUUAACAUGAAGGCGAUACUCAGAGAGGCCCACUCGUCACGAUGCUAUUGUCGCUCUUACCCUACCGGAUACAAAAAGCAGUCCUUCUUUAUGAUAGCUCUACCCACAUACAAUGGUGCCAGGAAUCAUUAUUUAAGACGGGACGCCAGUGCGCAAAGCAAGACCUCUCCUUAGCCGUUACCGUCCCAUCACAUCAGUUCUAUCGCCCGGCGACAGGGAAGGAUCGACACAGUCGCGUCGAGCGGUACCAGCUCGAAACCCAUCUUCUCACUGCUCAAAUUGAAACUCUGCAAUCUCACGUCACGGCCUACAUCAACGACCAACCUCCUAACGACCUAAACUACACCCCUAACCCACUUUCUAUUAUCGCGGCCGGACACAGCAGCGAACGAGACGAGAUCAAGUCCUCCUGGGACCUGGCAAAAGAGGUUCAGAAACUGAGGAUGACAAUGGAAGAACUCUUAGCUGUGAUGGGACGGAUGAAGACUGAAUAUGAACAACGUCAACUCUCAAGGCGAAUCAGAUAUCCACCUCGGAUGGACAGAGUUCCUCGGUGAUCAUGUAAUUCCGCAUCGUCACGUAUUGGCGUAGCU
This is a messenger RNA of Guyanagaster necrorhizus, 618 nucleotides long. RefSeq lists its product as uncharacterized. The record is from RefSeq and is a predicted model, not a curated record. The transcript has 3 exons. NCBI's taxonomy places the organism in Eukaryota, Fungi, Basidiomycota, Agaricomycetes, Agaricales, Physalacriaceae. Bases 67 to 582 code for a protein of 171 amino acids.